CAGGCACUGACUUCCAAUCAUGGUUGAGUGAGUGAUUGGUUCAGGGUAGGCGGGACAGAGCUGAUUAUUUUGUUCUGGCUGCAGUUCUUCUGCCCACAAAUAAAAAGAGACCGUACUGAAGAACUAAGAAGAUCAACUUUGGGAAAGAAGGUAAAGAAAAGACAGAAAUGCCACAAAACGUGGUGCUGGAUGGGCCAGCCCCUUGGGGAUUUCGGCUUUCAGGAGGCAAAGACUUCAACCAGCCGUUGACCAUAACUCGGGUGACACCAGGCAGUAAAGCAUCACGAGUCAAUCUGUGCCCAGGAGACAUCAUCCUGACAAUCCAGGGAGUUUCUGCAGAGGGUAUGACUCACGCUGAAGCUCAGAAUAAGAUCAAAGACUCCACCAAUCAGCUUUUCCUCAAGAUAGAGAGGCCAGAAACUAAACUCUGGUCUCCUCAAGUUGUAGAAGAGGGAAAAGUGAACCCAUUCAAAAUCAGUUUAGAGGCAGAGAAUCAAGAGUAUAAACCUAUUGGCACAGGCCAUAACAGAAGAGCACAGCCCUUUAUGGCUGCUGCCAGCCUGGAUGACAACAAGCAGGUGGUGAGCUCCACCUACAACACUCCCAUAGGCCUCUACUCUACAGAUAACAUCCAGGACGCCCUGCAAGGACAGAUCCGGAGUCUGAUGCAUGAAAAGCCUGAGGGCCAUAAAACGCUGACAUCCAUCGAAGACUCCCAUGUGUACCGUAUGCUCCAGGAAGACCAUGAGCAGCCACAUGAACCACGCCAGUCUGGCUCAUUCAAGGCCUUGCAAGACUAUGUAGAGAGUGAUGGCACAAAGCCCCUGGUAACUAGAAGUGUAAAGGCCCCAGUGACAAAGCCCCAAGCUGCCACAUCCUCAUUGCAGAAGCUGCCUCUCUGUGAUAAAUGUGGCAACGGCAUUGUUGGACCAGUGGUGAAAGCCCGUGACAAGUACCGCCACCCGGCCUGUUUCGUGUGCUCAGACUGUGGCAUGAACAUGAAGCAGAAGGGCUACUUCUUUGUGGAUGGACAGAUGUACUGUGAAACCCAUGCUCGAAUCCGAAUGGCUCCAACUGAGGGACACGACCUAAUUACCGUAUAUCCCACUGCUUAGAGGGACAGCACAACUCAAACAUCACUUAUAUUAAAUAAUUUCACGUAAAAAUUAAAAUUCUGUCAUUAUUUACUCACCCUGUUUUCAUUUCAAACUUAUGACUUUCUUUCUGCUACUGAACACAAAAGGAUAUAUAUUUUUAAAAUGUCACAAUAGCUGAUUUCCACACAAUAGCAGUUGAUAGUGAAUAGUGACUCACUUUAAAGCUUGAAAAAGCACCCAAAAGCGUCAUAUUCCAUCUUCUAAAGGAUUAAAAUCAAUUUGUAUGAUUAACAGAUCAAAAUUAAGUUGUUAUUCACUUUCAAAUCCAGUCACUGAACAACUCCUAAACAAUGUAAAGCUCAAAUAUGGCGACACGUCAAUAACAUCAAACCUCAUUGGUUCUUCUGUCAUGACUCCAUGACAUUUGGUCAUGAGAUGCGCAAGAACCAAUGAAGUUUGACAUCACUGACAUGUAGCCAUAUUUGAGAUGUUUACGAGCACUGUUAUUAGCACUGUUUACGAGUUGAUUUGAGAGUGAACAACAACUUGAAUUUCCAUCUGUUCAUCAUAUAGGGUAACCGUAUGCCUUCAGAAGACUUGGAAUAUGACACACGAGUGCAUGGACUACAUUUAUGACACUUUUGGUUGAUUUUCUAACCACUGAAGUGAGUCACUUUCAACUGCCACUGUAUGGAAAUCAGCGAUUGUGGCAUUCUUUAAAAUGUAUCUUUUGAGUUCCGCAGAAAAAAGAAAGUCAUAUGAAAUAAUGCCAUAAUUUUCAUAUUUGGGUGAACUUUGACUACGAUUUAAAUUUUAAAACUUCUCAUUGCUUACACUUAUUAUUUCUUGAUGUUCCAUUAAAAUCCAAUAUCUGGGUAAUGUAAGGAUAAAAUACACAUCCAUACUUCAGAGGGGGGUUUAGUACAUCAGGGGGAAUGCAAGACUGCUUUAGAAUUCACUUUUUUUUUUCUCAAGGCCUUAAUUCAUCUCUAAUGUUCCACUCUACUGAAAAGCAGUGAGUGAACUCUCCCAUUUCUCUUCUUUCAUAUUAAAUAUUAGGGAUCUGUGCUGAGGAAAUCCUAUAUUUCAACACUAACUAAUCCAUUUAGGUUUAAAUUAUUCUCCAAAUAUGCAGGAAAGGUAAUUUUACUCUUAUCACAGGGUCAAAUAUCCCAUUAUUCAUGUACAAGCUAGUAUUUAAUAAUAUGCAUAAACUGUGCGAGUAAAAGAAGUUUGAUGGGGCGUGGGUCAUAGUAAAAAAAGAUGCAAUGCAAUCCAUUUCCCAGUAAAGAAUACUUUUUUUUUCAUGGACAUAUUGACUUUUCAUUUAACCAAAUGACAAAUUGUACAAUAUUGCCUGUGCUGUAUUUUGUGUUUCUUACACUCUGUAAAUUAAGGCCACCUCUAAGAACAAAUAAGAAUAAAGUUUUAUUGUGUUACUACA
Messenger RNA from Myxocyprinus asiaticus (Chinese sucker), 2541 nucleotides. RefSeq names its product PDZ and LIM domain protein 3-like. The coding region runs from base 168 to 1115 and encodes 315 amino acids. Gene Ontology annotation, molecular function: actin binding; muscle alpha-actinin binding. The transcript has 7 exons. The record is from RefSeq and is a predicted model, not a curated record. Gene Ontology annotation, cellular component: filamentous actin; adherens junction; Z disc. NCBI's taxonomy places the organism in Eukaryota, Metazoa, Chordata, Actinopteri, Cypriniformes, Catostomidae. Gene Ontology annotation, biological process: heart development; actin cytoskeleton organization; muscle structure development.